AGUUCUGAAGAGCGUUGGAUGCGAUGCUCUGCGUCCAAUAUGUGGGCUGACGAGCAGCAAGUACUCCCGUCUGUUCAUAUUUUCUCCAAAGUAUUGACUUGCCAGCAUGCAACGGGGGCCGGCUGUCAGCAGCAGCAGCUCCUGCAGCCUGCCGGCCUCAACGAACAGGAACAGGGACGACCAGCAGCUGCAAGAUCAGUGCCAUCAAGUACGUCUUCAAAAUUCAUCCAGGAUUACGAGCGGCGGUGUGGUCCUUAUGAAUUACAAAUAUGACAGGGUGUAGAUCUCUGUGUGAUGCGAAAUGUAACGUAAGUAGCAAUAGCUGUACAUCACCAAGAUCUGUAUGGCAAGAGGGGGACUUCCACGUCUGGGCAGUUUUUUUGUAGUGGUGCAGGGACGCACUGAUUUGUAUGUAAUCUUACCACACAACCAAAUUCGCCAUGAAAUUAUUAUCUGCAAAACUUGUGAUGCGUUUUUGCCGUCGUACAAAUAAACAAAGGCCGCAUUGCCAUGCAAGGCUCCGCAUAGUGGCAGGUGGUCACGUUCAUGAUGUUUUUUCCAGACCUCCACCCAGACAUGUUUGCAUUUGAUUGCCGCGCAAAAGAAUCGUCCUCCAUGUGGUCGAGGGCAACCAAGGCUCGUGCUGCGUUUCAGGAACCUUUCUACUCGCGCAACGUCUUCAACAUCGGUGGAGCUGGAGGCUACAUACGCAUUGCAAAUUUUGAUUCCCGUAGUACACGAUUUUGUACGUCAAAAUGAUACAGACAACGUUCUCGCUAAGAACGUAAACAAAGCGUGAAGAAACUUGUCAUGCUGAACAAUUUUAGCUUUGCAUACGAAUUUUGAUGAUGUUUUCAACAGGAGUAGAAACUUUGUCACGCGUUGACACCGUUCGGACGCAACAUCGUGUGCGAUACAAUUACUGUGGAUACUGUAGGCAGAUCACCUGUGCUCUGCGGGGAGGUGGAGAUGAUGAUGAAGAGGUGCCCACCAGAAAAAUCGCAACCAUCCAGGACAACCACGACAACAUCGCGAAAAUCUACCGUGGAGCCCGACGCUCUUCCCAAGAAACCUUAUCCCGGAAAAAUCGGAGGCGUAUUGCACACCCCGCGCGGUUCAAGAAGCAAGAGCUGUUUCAUCAACGUCGGAACCACCUUGCAAGGACGCCGCGGCGUCGGAAUGAAAAAGACAGGAAAGGAGCGAAAGCGACUCUACUUUCCAUCAACUGGGUGCAUCGCAAAAGUGCAAAUGCAAAAAAAGAGACAGCACGACGACGCACAGGAGGAGGACGAAAGUGGUGCUUCAGUCCGCGCAUCGGCAGCUUCUUGUUCACGAACAAGCGUACUAAAGCCGGGCAACGAUUAUCUGGAAAAAUGGAAAAUGAAUGUAAAAACUCCAAGCGGCUUUGCUUUUGAUUACAGAAGUAGACCUCAAGAAGCGAAACUGCGAAACGAGGAGGACAUCGCGCAAAGAGCUUCCCAGAGAAGCCCGAACAUCCACGACCCGCAGUAUUAUGGCGCUCUUUCGCGGACAUGGACAAAAACAUCAACGGCCAGCUGUAAGCUUCGCUGCUGCAAGAAGAGAUCCACUAGUACAACGAGGACCUCCACACGGCAGCACCAGGUAAAGGAGCGGCGAAGCAAAGCAAAGCUUGCCACGACUCCACCCUCUGCUGGUUGUCCACCUGCAGAUUCUUACGCGGUUGUAAAGGAUUCGAUUGUGAAAAAUUUUCUGAAGGCCAAGAAAGUGAGGAAAAGCAUCAAAGCAAUUUCGUCGCUUUACCUGCUCCUGUCCGGCGCAACGAUGCUGCAGAGCUCUUUUGCCGUCGUUCUUCAACACCCGGAAGACGACGCGGCAGAGGACUUUGGCGUAUUCAUUGCACAAGCAUCGUAACUGGUAGAGCACAAACUGGAUUAGGAUUAGGAUUUUAGUUACUCUUACAAAUUUUCUCAGUAUGGAAAAUCAGCAAAAUGGAGUUUGUCAUUCUGGUUUACCUCGAGAAGGACAAGGAGAUAGAUUUGCCAUGCCUAUCCACAAUGAAAGCAAUGCGAGUGCGAUACUUUUGCAGUGGAUACGGGGCCAAGUUUUUUGAGAACGUGCUCGACGAGGAGAGCUAUUCGCCCACGACGACUGGCGGGUCUUCAAUUGAUGCCGGCAGUCUCGCUUUCGACCAGCAAAGCUCCGACGAUGUCAGCCCCGACCCCCCCUACUCUCUGCUGCAGCAGCAGUGGUCGAGUGGUGGGAGGAAGCCACAUGAAAAUUUGAACUUGCUCAGCAUUCAAAACCAAGCGAAAGCUAGCGGCGCUACUUCGGUUGAACAAACAUCAAGCGAAAGGACAAGUAGAACUGCUGCAGCCUCGGAAAGGAGCAAAGCAGAGAUGAAAACUUCUACUGCUGCAGCGCAAGAGCAGACCGAAAUAAACAAGAAGCGAACAGCAGCGAAAGACGAGCAAGAUCCGGCGGAAGUGGGUGGCUUUGAAGCAGAUCAACAGCCUUCUAGUAGCGUCCCUUCCGCCGUAGAGCUACCAAGUGCUCCUUCCUCUGCGGCAUUAUCUCCAGGACUGCUCGGAUUGGAAGCUGAGACCUACGAGGGGGAGGGUGGAGGACUGGGGAUGUCUAGCGGGAUGUUCAAUGUCACGGCUGGCUCAAACAGCACGUCGACGUCUACCAGCACGUCAACAACUACUACGACCACAACCUCGACGACAACAUCGACGUCGACCACCACCUCGACCACGACCACGAGCAGCACCACAACGUCGACCACGACGACAGACAGCUACCUCGGGCAGAACGGACAGGCGACGGUCGCACUCGGCUCCGUGCCCGUCGCAACGAUUGCCCAGAAAACGCCCACCGGGGUCGGGUUUACCACGGUACUGGCGCCCAAUGCGUUCGCCGGACAGGUCGUGACUGCUGCGGCAAGUGCAGGAGGAGCAGCGGGACAGCCGCAACAGCAGCAACAGGGCGCCAACACCCAAAAUAGCCCGCAGAUGGCGCAACAGCAGCAGCAGCAGCCAGGAUCUUAUGGUAUGCAGAACUCCAUGGGAGCUGCUGCUGGCACCGGAGCCGGUGUUGGCGGUCCAGCAACGCCGGGAAGCAGUAUGCAGAACAGCAUGGCCGCGAAUUAUCCUGCUCCGAACUCUGCCAAUUCUGCUGGGCCAAAUGCGGCCGCAGUUGCUGGAGCACCUGGUGCUUCGCCUUCGUCAGGGCAGUACCAGUACAGUUCUUCGGGGACGCUGUCUGCAUCUCCCGCUGCCGGAGGUCAGGGAGGAACCACGUACUCACAAUCCGGGACGACUACGAUAAAUGCAGGAAACGGAGGAGCUGGGGCCACGGCGACCGGAGCCGCCGCAAGCAACCCCACGACGACGACCGGCCAGCCGCAGUACUUUGGCAGCCCCUCAAGUAGUCCAGGAGCGGCGAGCGCCGGACCUGGUAGCGCUCCACCUUCAGCGAUGGGCAAUGCAAACAACAAGAAUUUACCCCUCGCCUACUCUGGGGCGAACCCUAAUACAGGUGGACCGGGAUCGACGUCAAAUGCCGGUGGUUCUGCUGCUGGGACCGGCGGCGCACAGCAAUCGCAGCAGCUGUCAGGACAGGCACAAACAACCGCUUCCGCGACUACAACGGCUGCAACGACGUCGAAAAGCUCUAGUGGAAAAACAGCAAGCUCGACAACCAGCACCACGAGCACGACGACAAGCACGACUACGGUGUCGACCACUCCGAACGCGACGUCUCUUUUGCAGCCCCUUGGUAUUUAUGCAGUGCAAAUAUGGUUGGGUCUGGAAAGAAUGGAAUAUUUGUGAUGCCAACUCUCGAUCAUACCAAAAUUUGUAUUGCUUUCCUUUCGCAGCAGAAGGUACUACGCGGAUUCCUGCUGCCGGAGAAGGCAUUUCUAAUGCAGAAUAGGCAAGUAGAGAAACAGAAAUCAUUCGCAAAACCUCUACUCCUGAAAGAGCAUGCAUUACAGACAUCGGAGGUCAUGCAAGAUUUGCAUGACAGAGGUGAGUCAGCCAACCUGCAGGACGCAGAAAUAUUUGCAAUCCAUAGUACUCAGCACGAGCGCGACGUGUACGAUCGGAUUUUUUACUCCCAGUCCGUGGCGGCCUUGCCGACCGAGGUGGUGUUUUUCGGCCCCGAGGGGCUGGAUGUCUGCGGCACGGUGUCUUCCUCGCUCUCCCAGGAGGAGUGCGAGAAACAGAAAUUCAUCAACGGGGAGCCGCUGCAUUGGGAGGGCGUGGUGCGGAUGGACAAUUUUCCCCCGGGCUAUGCCUUGUAAAAUCCGUAUCGUGCUACUAGUACUAGCUGUAGUUGUAAUUUUCGCACUUCUGUAAAUUUGCCAAGCAUGAGCAUGAAGACCACAAGCGGAAUUAUUUGGUAUGCCGAGCUCGGUCAGAUGAAACCAGAUUUGUCGAUGCAAAAAUAUUGCAUACGAUUUUAAUUACGACGAGUACGAUCCAAUUUUUGCAGAGGAUACGGACUGCGGGUGGUUAAUUCCGCCGAGUCAGACGCAUAAGAUCCUGUACUAUAACCAAGGCGUGUCGCAAAACAGCACCACCUCGGCCGGGCUCGGAAUCCCGCCGAAAAAAAAGUCGCUCGCGAGCCACCUGCAGAACGGGCUGGUGUGCAAGUUACCGGUGAAAGAGGUGCUGAAACGAAAGGAGAUGGAGCACAAGACCGAGCAGGAGCAGCUGAACAAGAAGCAGCAGCGCGCGGAGGCAAUGGACAAGCAAACGCAGCAGCAGCAGGAGGUGCAACAGAAAUUGCAGGACGACCAGAAAAAGCAGCUUGAAAUGACGCAGAAGGAGGUGACGAACAAGCAGAGCGACCGUAUGAAGCAGGUCAAAGAAAUUUUGGACAAAAAGGGGGAAACCGACACGCAAGCCGAUUCGGAGAUCGAGGCCUUGAAAAAGCAAAGGGCAGAGCUUAUGGUGUGAUUCUCAGCUGGAACCAUCUCCCAUGGAGCAUGAUUUUGUGAUGAAAACGAAAUGCCGAGGAUGACCUGUCAUCUACACUGCCAUGGAGCGUAGCAUGGCAAAUCUCUUCGCCUUGACAUCCAAGAGCCCGCAUUGACAGCUAUCCCCUUCGCAUCGAUUUAGUCGUGCGCAGCUGAAGCACACGGAAGCAGCUGCAAAGAAACUUUUCUGCUUGUGCCCCUUAAUCCAUGCAAGACAAAUUUACGUAUUGUGCUCUACAUUUUUUUUGUCGGUUCAAGAUGAGAUUGUUUCAGCUGAGCAGGGCAUAAAACUGGAGGAAAAAGCAGCGCUUGAGAAAGUAAAAGCGAUGGCGGCCAAGGCACACGAGGAAAAAUCCAAAGAAGAAUGGAUGAAAAACAAACGUAGUGACUUUUGUACUUCUUGUUAACUCGAUUUGAUGAAAAAUCUUGGUCAUGCUACUCCCUGUCCCUUGUUUACAGGAAUCGCAAUGACUUUUUGCGUCUUUUUGUCAAUGUUUUCAUUCCGGGACCACGAGCUUCAUCCAUCAUCAACAUUGUCUACUCAUAUUAUUGACCGCGCGCAAUUAUAUCAAACAGAAAACCUCGCGGCGAAGUCGCAGGAGAUGAAGGCCUUGACAAAUUUAGCCCGGAAGCAGGAGGAAGAAACGCUGAAGGAGCAGCGCAUGAUGGAGAGCACUAUGAAAUGCAAAAAUGUCUGGGUCAGUCUCAGUCUGGAAGGAUUCGACCUUGUGAUGCUGUCUUUGGAUUCCAAAAAAGUCUGUAUUGCAUGACCAGCAAAAGGAGUCCAGUUUGUGCUACGCGGAGAGGGCAUUUCUCAUGCGGAAUAGGCAUCAGGAAGCCUUCUAAAAGUCUGUGAUGCUAGGUCAUGCAUGACAGGCAUCAUGGAUCAUGCAAAACAUGCAUGACAAACCUGGCACUCUUCCAGACCCAGACAUUUUUACGAUCCAUAAGCACGCAGAAGACGCAAAUGCGGUCCAACGAGAACGACCAGAAAGUGCAGACGCGGCUAGAUGAGAUCGCUACCAAGGAGCAGAUAUGCAUUUUCGCAAGACAAGUAUCAUACUGCUAGGAAUAACUGCACUGCAACUUGUAAAGAAUUCUACGCAAGAACGAGAUAUCAGAGCGGCACGGGCACUUGCUUGUCCUGGUUUAGGGAGCUGCAGAGAAGAUUUGUGAUGGAAGAUUGCAAGAGUUCCGACGCGUGUGAUGCUGUAUUUGCAAAAAUCCAUAGCACAUGAAAAAGCGCGCCGAACAAAACAGCAAAGCCACGAGCGUGGUGCAGGUGAAGCUCCAAAAGGAGGAAGAGACCAACGAGAAGGACACGAAGAGUGUGCAAAACGACCUGAAGACAAAAGAAGAAAAGAACAAGGAAACCUUGGCGAAAUCCAUCCAAAAGAAGCAAACCGCCGAAGCGCAGUCGAAGCAAGCGGUCGCUGCGCUGGAAAAAUCCAUGCAGCAGCAGGAGUCGGUGGAUAAACAAAGUAUUCGGGACGCGAUCAAACGGAAGAAUCAAGCGGAAGUGGAUGAUAAGGAUCAACUGAAGACGACGGAGGAUAUGAUCCUGUGCAUAAGUAUAAUCGUAUUAAGUAGUAGCAAAAAUAGCAUGACAAAUUUCAUAGUCAGCAGGAGAAAUGCAAUGUGUAAUGCGUAUUUGCCUUGAGAAAGAGAUAUAUGAAUGCGAUUAGUACGAGUGCAAUACUUGUGCAAUUCAUAGAGGAAGACAACAAACAGAAGCUGAAGGCCAAGGAGACCGCGACCAAGGCAAAGAUGAAACAAGCGGAGCAAGACCAGAAGACGAAGAUGAAGGACACCGAGACGGGCUACAAGGAAAGUCAAAACACCACCGAAAUGAAGAUGAAGCAGGUAUCAAAUGCAAAAAUGUCGGGGUCUGGAAGAGCCAAACUUGUGAUGCUGCAUUUGGAUGCCAAAAAAAGCUGUAUUGCAUGCGCAUGCAUGUUGACCAGCAAGAGGAUUCAAAUUUGGCUACCUGUCAUGCUGGUCGCGGAGAGGGCAUUUGUCAUGCUGGAUGCGCAUAGAUAAGCGCUCAAAAAAUCUGUGAUGCUAUGGCAUACAUCACAGAAGUCAUGGAUCAUGGAAAAUGUCCACGACAAAGUUGUGCUCUUCCAGACCCAGACAUUUUUGCAUUUGAUGACAGGCAGAAGAGGACGACAAGGAGCGCAUGAAGGUCACGGAAGAGGGAUACAAGCAAAACAUCACCUAUGGGGUUCUCAAACGUUACAUUCUCAACUGUUACAUGGAUUUGUGACGCAAGAAUGGCAACAGUCAAAGGGACAAGCUUGCUGCUUUCGCAUCACAGAUUUGGUACAGAUUUAGAUGCUGCCCAGCCUCUCGGAGAUUUGUCAUGCGAAGCAGCUUGAUCACGUGGCGGCUUAAGGUAGUCUUGCAUUACAGAUUCAUGUAACAGUUGAGAAUGUAACGCUUGAGAACUCCAUAUCACCUUGUCCAUGAAGCGCACAGAGGAGCUGAACAAGGAGCAGUACAACACCAUCGACGAGUAUAAAAGGAAAAAUGGCGGGUUGGUGUGACGUUUUUGAAUUUUUAGGAACAGCAUCUUCACAGACUUUUUUUGCAUGAGAAAGAAACCUGUCUUCACAUGCGUCGUUUCCUGGACAUUAGAGUCAAAAAUACGUACGACUACGAAACUAGCCCACGAUGCAUUUGUUCCAGCACGAUGAUACAAGUGUAGUAACCUCCGUUUUGCGCCGUCAACAACUGCAACACAAUAAAGUUACACUUGCUCGGUUUUUUUCUGCCAUAACCAGAUGCGGCAGAACAUGACCUACAGCCACCACGCAAAAAUGAUCGCGGAGGAGUACGACCUCCUCAAACGUUACAAUCUCAAACGUUCCAAUAGAGUCUGGAUUUUGUCUUGCAUGAGAUUGAGAAGCAUGAGACACGUGCAUAGCCUUGCGCUUUUCGCAAUACAAAGCUCGCCGGAUUUGAGCGCGAUUUGGGGCUCCAAGACUUGUCAUGCGCAAUCCUGUAGGCGGACUACCACCUAGGCUAAGUCAUGCCUUUCUUGCGUCACAGAUUUCUGUAAAUUCUUUUGCAAUGUAGACUGUAACAGCUGAGCAAGUGAUAGGGAGCAACGCGACAAGGCGGUCGGGAGACAGGUGCAGGAGCGGCUGACCAAUAUCGGGAAAAGCUUCAGCUACCGGCUUGCCUGGCACCGCAACCACAGCAGCAGUCUGGCGAUGAAAUAUUUCAAGGAGAUGGCGGACUGGCAGCAGAUGGAGGCGGAAACCCGGGAAAAGCUGGCCUAUCGGACCAGGAAAAGCACCCGAUCACAGCAAGAACGAGCGACAGUUUAUCAGAAUGAGUGAUGCAGUUGCAGAUGCAGACCGAAAAUACGGGAACAAAAAUUGAAAUUCAGAGUCGCGCAUGUAGUAGCAUUUCGUUUUGCAAGUUUUGUUAACGAAACGCGCAUGGAAGUGAGUACUCUGUAUACAUAGAAAUAUCUUCUGAAACAGAACCAAGAAACCACCGAUCCAUUCGCAGUGGGCACUGCAACGACCAUCUUGAUCUUGCGUAAUAAUGAUAAGCAGAGUUGUACUACUGACGAGACGAUCAUGAUCCACUAAGUCAGCCCUCAGCUUGACUACAAAUCACCGCUAUGAUUGCUGGUGCUUUUCGCUCUGAUAUUUCCGCAGUAUCCGCGAACGCCUCGAUGGCGCAACAGGUGGAGGCAGAGAAGAAAGAAGAAAACCGAAAAGUCCUACUAGGUAUAAUUGAGUUGUAUAUAUAGCGUCACUGCACUACUUUCUCAAUACUAAUCUUUAUGAUAGAUCAUGGAAGUGAGACGAGUGGUGUGAAACAGCACGAAGCUCAACAUGUGAAGGUGAAAGCAAAGCUGAAGCUCAAACAAGAUAAGUACAACUUGGUGUUCUACUCCUGUUCGAAUCCAAAGCAGCGAGCUGUGAUCGUGCCGCUUUUACCAUAUUUCCGAGUAGACGAUCUUCCGCAGGAAGAAAAAUUCCUCGUGGUUCAUUGAAAUUGAAAAAAACGCAGUAUCAAGAGAAGGAACAAAAUCAUCACGAGAAGUACAAUCAAUCGUAAAAAUCUAUCAAUCGUCAGAGCUUCAGGAGAAAACUACCGCGGAAGAUAAGGAAAAGACCGACUUGGAGGUAAAGCGAAAAAAGCAGUCCAAGGCGAAGCAGUCUAUCGUACGAAAAAAGUGUUUCACUGUAAGGAUUUUGCAAGUUUUGCAUCACAACUUCGUUCUACCAAGUUUGUUCUACAUGACAGAGAAAACUUGCCAUGCGAGGUUCCUAAGGGAAAACACAGCUACAAAUCGACUGUCUUGCAUGUGUCGCAAGACAAACACUUCUGAGUAUACAUUUUCUGCAUUACAAGUUUACAGCGAAACAGUUUUUUCUUGCGAUACAGUCCGCAAAGCGCGCAAUCUCGAUUCUCGCCGACAUGAUGAAGAAACAUGCGCAGGGGCUGGUCGACGACAAGACGCUGAAAAAGGCGGAAAUGGACAAAAAAGAGAAAGAGGGCGCAGUUUUAUGAUCCCGGAGAAAAGAAACGAUAGCAUUUCGACGCAAAAUAUGAGUUUGUAAUGGAAGAGUAAACAACACGAUCGCAAAAGCUACAUCGACCUUGUUGCGUUGCAUACUCUAAGCAGCAGGAUGUUCUGACUGUGUGCUUUCCCAUGUUGGCAUUCUUUUUUGCGUGUGGCUUGUUUUUUUCUGGCGAAUCGAUUGUCGAGUGACCUGCUUAGUUUUUUUCUGUGCGAUACGCUUCGCGGUGGGUAAAGGAUAUGGCGUCGAUGAUCACGGGCAAACCGAAUAUCAAAUGUAAAAAUGUCUGGGUCUGGAAAAAUGCAAGUUUGUCAUGCUUGUCUGGCAUGACUCUUAAAUCUGUCAUGCACAUUACCAAAGAGUCCCACUUUUCUGUCAUGCAGAAACGUAGUUUGUCAUGCAGAAUAGGCAGCACCUAGAAGCUCAGGAACUUGUCAUGCUGAUCCAGCAAUUGUGGCCUCCUCAUGAUAUGCCACACAGCAUCACAAAUUUCCAGACCCAGACACUUUUACACUUGAUACCCAAUAAGCAGCGGCAACUGGAGAUAACCGUGAAAGAAGAAAUAUGGCGUUCUCAACUGUUACAUUCUCAACUGUUACAUGGAUUUGUCAUGCAAAAGCACCACUAUCAUCCUCACGAUCAAGCUGCUUCGCAUGACAAAUCUGCGGAGGGCUAAAUAGCACUGUAAUCCUUCCCAAAUCUGUAAUGCAAAAGGCGCAAUCUUCCUCCUUUCACUAUUGCCCUUCUUGCAUUACAAAGUCGUGUAACAGUUGAGAAUGUAACAUUUGAGAACGCCAUAAGAAAAACGCGUGAAAGAAUCCGCUGCCAACUACACCAUCGCUGCUCGGGCGGCCUACAAGGCGGAGAUCUUGCAGAAGCAGCUGCAGGAAAAGCAGACGAAGCAGCUGUCGCGGACUCUUGAAACUUUGAAGAAAUCGGAGCUCGAAAAGGGCACAAAACUGAAGGGCCUCGCCGAAUCGAAGCAGAAGGAAACUGCGCAGCAAGCAGAGACCCUGGAAAAAUCCGAGGACGAAGCGAGUCAGAAGCAGCUGCAGCGCAACACGCAACUGCAAGCGCAAUUGGCGACGGAGGAGAAUAUGAAGCAGACGCUGGGUGGGUUGCAGACCCCGGGAAGCAGCAGUUUCAACCCGCAGCUGGCCGCGAAAAUUGCGAGCUCGAGCGUGCUGACACAACCGAUAAAAGCGCUGGCAUCGAUACUGAAAAACGGGGGUAACCCCACGGCCGCCACCAUAAACGCAGCGGCCUAUGCAUUGUGCAAAAGUAGUAAAACCGUAGUAGAAGUAUAAAUUUAAAUUGCAUUACUCGAAGUCAUUAUCUUUUUAGAAAACUAUCCACUUUGCCAUUCAUGAUAAUGUGGAAAGUUAGAUCAAAACUUGUCACGCAUAACUGCAAUUAGGAGGGUUGCGAUACUUUUGCACCGGAUACGGGCAACGACGCAGCGAAUCAGGCAAACACGAUCAACAACAUGCAAGCCCAACUGGCGACGUCGCAGCAGGCGGCGCUAAACGCGCCGGACCCGAACGCCGUGACGCCACCGCCUGCAGUGACAGGAGAUCCAACGGACCCGAUCCAAGCUCUAGCCAACAUGAUCAAAGGCACGGGAAACACGCAGCAACCCGCCCAGGGCCCGGGCGGCGCCCAACUCCCACCGGGUGGCGCUGCCGGAGUGUCGCCGAUAGCAGCGCUCGCAAAUAUUCUCAAGGGCGGGUAUGGGAGGGGAGGCGAAUUUCUCCUGUUCAAGUAAAUUACAAAUGAACUUGAAAAAACUUGCUCAGACCGAAACGCUUUGCACCUCUUAAUCCAGUUAUCUGAGUUAUAUUCGGUGCGGGUGGCGCAGCUCCCGGUCCUGCCAGGAGGGCUCGUUGCAGGAGCUCAAUUGUCAUGUAUAGCCACACGCCUGCGGUCUCUGCGUACUGGGAAAACAGUUUUACAGAAUAUGCCCAGGACUCCAAUUAGACGUGCUGUCGUGUGAAAUUUCUGGAACAAAGUGAAAAUGAAACUUAGGACUAGGCUUUGCCCUCCAUACCCGUGCCGGAGAAGCGCGGAAGAAAAAAGCACAAGAGAUGAUGCAGAAGGGAAUUCAGCGCACCAACGAAGACAUGCCGAUCAAUCAGCUUGCCGGACUUAUUAUCACAGGAAAAGGUGUUGAUGUGCAAGGAAAGAAAAUCUGUCAUGCGAUAUUCACGCAGUUGCAAAAACGAAACUGAGUUCAAAUUUGUAUUGCCUUCGCACAAAUCACGAUUGGCAAAUACAAUAAAUCUGUCGCACUUGUUCUGCGAGGAUCUCCUAUCAAGAAAGCCGUUACAUUUGACUAGCUGCACCUUUCAGGUUGAUACUACUCAAGGAUGAUGAGGUGCAAAAGAAAGUGAAGCGCGGGGAUUUGCCCAAGGACGGUACAGACUUGAGGGAUGUGCUUUUUAGUAGUGGAGUCGUUGUAGAAGUAGAAGUCUUUCUUGGUUUUUCCAAGUAUUCUCUAGUAUCGAAAAUAAUCGCUUGCGUUGCAUGUAAGUAUCAGCAUCUUCAAGAGGGCUUGAACAGAAAUACUGAAAAUUAUUUACGAUGUAUGCCACGACCACCAGUGCUGCAAACAGGACGCAUUUUCACAUAAUUGCAAUAUGCUGAACGAAGAUCGUAUUCGUAUCACAGAACCCGAUUACCCGGUGACAAUUCAGUCGCGUGCGGUCAACAUCCCCCUACAGUGUUAUCAACUGCAAAGAGAUACAUCUGGGUCUAAAAGAAUGGAUGCAAACUUGCAAAAAUGCUGACCUCGCAUACUCGUUAUUUCUGUACUGCAGUGCAUGACAUUAGUAUACAGAAAAAUUAUAGCGCUGGCGCUGCCGUUUAUCUUUUGUUAUGCAAAGACGGGACUUCAGAUGCGCAUGCGCGUUACAAACUUUUACAGAACCGCUCUAGAAGAAAUUCUUUUGCUUCUUCUUUGCUUGUUACUAAAGCGAGCUUGUCAUGCAGACAUUUUUGGCGUGACAUCUUUAUUCCAGAACCAGUCACAUUUACGAUGCAUACAUAUCCUGUCACCGCGAUCGCAGACCCAUUGUUCGUCCGCGCCCUACGCCAAACAGUCGCUAUACUGAGUAAAAGCGUCCCCAUUUUUGAAUCUCUGGUCGAACAAAAAUAGCCCAGAUUUGUCAUGCAAAUCUGAGUGCCUGAAAAUGUUUCUCAUGCGCAGUCACAUUAGAAGCAUUCUUUGAUGGUAUCGGACAGCUUCUCAUGCUAGAACCAGGAUGAGGCGAGCAAUUUGCGACGCAGGUACACAACUACACAAGAUUUGUCGUGCCCAACAACCGAAAGCUGUUUUUUGUCGUGUAGCAAGAAAAUGCUACCCACAUUGACUCGACGCGGUGGGGACGUUUUUUCACAGGAUAGUUGCGGACUUUCUGUCUAUGAAAAUGUCAGUGACGAUCGAAAUGGGCGCAGUUGCGAAGGCAGACGUGCAGGUAGAGAAGAAUCGAAAUGAUUUAUAGAUGAGCUGAGGGCGCUUUCAAUGAAUGAGGUUGUCAUGAUCAUGUUGCGCGGCGUUCACAUGGGCCGUGCUGGCACAUGUUCUUUUUUUCGUGCGCUUUCCAUAGCCAAAUUACCCUGAUCACUUCAAAAAGGUUCUGCCACUUUCCACCACAACCACGACCCCGUCGCCGCCUUCGGUCUACUACGGAAAGAAAGUGAGCGCUGAUCUUAUUUCCGGCUACUGCUAGUUCCAAGAAGAAAGCCAGCUGAUGAAGCGGAGAAUAACUUUCUGAUGUGUGCAGCUCUUUAUCUUUUUCCUUGUGAUGAACAUGGUGAUGCAAGAAAGCCGGCCUUGUUAAAUAAUAGCGAUUCACUCCAGAUCCAGAUCGCAUAGAGUUUCGUCAUUUACUUAUUUGGGUGUGCUUUUUGAUUUGCGUGGACGAAACACAGUGGAGGAGCAUGAAGAAUCCCCAUAGUACUAGCAAGCGGUAUCUAUUAGUUUUUCUUGCAGUUGGCAGCACAUCCUGAAGUCUGUCACUCACUUCUCCUCCAUACCUCCGUGUUCCUCCAGCAGGACUCGACGCUGCACCGUGCCAAAGCUUCAUCUAAAAGCGAACUGAAAAGAAGCACCUCCACGAAGGCAGCCGCAGGCUCCGGGAGCAAGUUGCGCCAGCUGAUGAGCCAGAAGCUGCAACAGAAACUGGGUAGCAAGGCCACGACGAGGACCGGUAGCAAGGCCGCGAACAAGAUGGCGACCAGAUCAACAUCAACUCGAGCCCGAGCUGGCAGCUCCUCGUCGAAGCAGCAACCCUACUUCCAAGUUGUGCAACCCGCGGCCGUCUAUCCACAGUAACUUUCCCGUACACGUACAAAUGUCGUCUCUGCAUGACAAAAUUAGGCUUCGAUCCUAGUUUAGCAUGACAAGUGUUACACUCCAAAUUUGCGAAAUUUGUGAUGCAUCUUGUACAUCUACGGGAAAUUUGUAUUGCAUACCGUCCAGGGUAACUACAUGGAGCAGCCGAUGCUCCUGCAGCCGGGCCAGGAUCCGGUUGUGCUGCAGCAAGAGGGGAACCAGCCACUGGUCGUCGUGCAGCCAGGAGGUGCGAACCCCAGGC
Messenger RNA from Amoebophrya sp. A120, 14102 nucleotides. Lineage: Eukaryota; Dinophyceae; Syndiniales; Amoebophryaceae. The record is from the annotation of a GenBank genome assembly.